Molecule: messenger RNA, 1440 nt
Organism: Fusarium oxysporum Fo47
Lineage: Eukaryota; Fungi; Ascomycota; Sordariomycetes; Hypocreales; Nectriaceae
Product: Zn(II)2Cys6 transcription factor domain-containing protein
Exons: 2
Coding region: 1-1440 (479 amino acids)
Biological process (GO): regulation of transcription by RNA polymerase II
Molecular function (GO): zinc ion binding; DNA-binding transcription activator activity, RNA polymerase II-specific
Source: RefSeq, a predicted model, not a curated record
AUGCAGGCUGCUAAGCCAAAGUCAAUGAGAAAAGGGCUUCACUCCGGCUCUGGCUCCCAGGACGACACCGUUGCUGCCAAGCUCCGGCGCGCCCAUCGCAAGUCGCGUAAGGGCUGUUGGGAGUGCAAGCGACGGCAUAUCAAAUGCGACGAAUCUCGACCUGCUUGUGGCAACUGCGCCGUCAGUGAACGAUCAUGUUCCUUUCCAUCCUCCGCAACGCCCGCUACCACUACGCCAACCGCAUCCCCGAUUCCGUUCCACCCUCUGCCUCUACUCCAGGCCAUCCCGAACAAUGCCAGCAAUAAUCAAGUUCAGAGCUGUGCCGAUAGCUGCUCCGACGCCAGUGCUAUCCAAAUUCCUCAGUCUGCUGGACGGCCGCCAUCGUGCUCGCGUGGCCGGGUUGGUUUUCCUGAGGUUACUGAUGACCUAAUCCCCUUUCCUACAACAUUCCCCUCCUUUACCGACACACUUGCCGUAACCACUUUCGUUGAUUCCUCUUCCCCUGCAACAAUCCCUAGCGGCCUUCCUCAACCCAUCUUCACCGCCAAACAUCUCAGCUUACUUCACCAUGCCAUCACAGAUAUGCCCCUUGCCGGCAGCUUCAUAGGGCUUGUUGUCGAUAUCGCCUUAAAGUGGUGCCAUGUAGCGCCGUACGCUAUGGACCAGCUCCUCGCAUUAUCAGCGGACCAUCUCGGUCUAUUAUCACCUGAAAAUGCCACAUCUCAUCGUCGCACUGCUACUGAGCUUCAGACUCGCGCUCUCAUGUGGUUCAACCGCCCUCCUCCCGAACUAAUGAAUAGGGGUGGGUCUGAUCCAAACAAGACUUGCGUCCCUCGAUUCCUCUUUGCGUCUCUUCUCAGUCUCCAAAUUCUUUAUGAGACGUUUACUCACUACCGUGCCAACUUUCACGUCUUUAUAGAAAGAUUUCUCGAAUUGGCACAUCUCCAUCGAGGGGUUCGAACCGUAACCUCCUCGAUGUAUGACACUAUUCUUGAGUCUAGCAUAGGUCCAUUCCUUCUCAACAUACGCAACGCCGAAGAAGCAGCGAAACAUGGUGGCAGUGAAUGUGUCGAGCUUAUUAGUCUCAUCCGAGCUUCCGAUUUGGGCCCGACAGCAGUGACAGGAUGCCUAAGAGCCGCUCGCACGCUACAAUGGGCCUUCAAUAUCCAUGCUAACCUGCCCCUCGAGGACAACGUACAUGCUGCAACCGCAUUUCCUGUACUCUUGACGGCAGACUUCCUGGAUACCGUACGAAAACAGCAACCUGAAGCCCUCAUAAUCAUGGCAUACUACGGCGUCUUACUACAUCGGUGCCGCGAAUCUUGGUUUAUAGACGAUGCGGGCACCUUCUUGGUGCGGCUUAUUGCCGAUUACUUGGGCAGCUUUUGGCAAGAGCCAAUGCGCUGGCCUUUGGAGGAGGUGGCUAGGGAGCAAGGAUGA